Anolis carolinensis (green anole) is the source of this 1209-nucleotide messenger RNA. RefSeq names its product proteasome 20S subunit alpha 1 (gene psma1). Gene Ontology annotation, biological process: ubiquitin-dependent protein catabolic process; proteasomal protein catabolic process. NCBI's taxonomy places the organism in Eukaryota, Metazoa, Chordata, Lepidosauria, Squamata, Anolidae. Bases 133 to 918 code for a protein of 261 amino acids. Gene Ontology annotation, cellular component: nucleus; proteasome core complex, alpha-subunit complex; proteasome core complex. The transcript has 10 exons. The record is from RefSeq and is a predicted model, not a curated record.
GAUUCGGAGAUCGACUCCUCUUCCUGGGCCGGAAGGAAGUGCCCAAGCCUAAAUCGAUUGCUUGCCGAGUUAUUCAUCGCAUCUCAGAGAAGACCUCCUGGCUGGUUUGCUGUUCACCUGGUUUCCGUCGUCAUGUUCCGUAACCAGUAUGACAAUGAUGUCACUGUUUGGAGCCCUCAGGGCCGAAUUCACCAGAUUGAAUAUGCAAUGGAGGCUGUCAAGCAAGGCUCUGCAACUGUUGGGCUGAAAUCCAAAACACAUGCUGUCUUGGUUGCGUUAAAGAGGGCACAGUCAGAACUGGCAGCUCAUCAGAAAAAAAUCCUCUAUGUUGACAACCAUAUUGGAAUUUCAAUUGCUGGACUUACUGCUGAUGCACGGCUUCUAUGCAAUUUCAUGCGUCAAGAAUGUUUGGAUUCUAGAUUUGUAUUUGACAGGCCUCUUCCAGUGUCUCGACUAGUAUCUCUGAUUGGAAGUAAAACACAAAUACCAACACAACGAUAUGGUAGGAGACCAUAUGGCGUGGGACUUCUCAUUGCAGGCUUUGAUGAUAUGGGUCCGCAUAUCUUCCAGACCUGCCCUUCUGCAAAUUAUUUUGAUUGCAAAGCUAUGUCUAUUGGUGCAAGAUCCCAGUCAGCUCGAACUUAUUUGGAACGACGCAUGACUGAGUUUGCUGACUGUUCUCUGGAUGAGUUGGUUAAACAUGGACUGCGUGCUUUGAGAGAGACACUACCUGCUGAACAGGACCUAACUACCAAGAAUGUUUCUAUUGGGAUUGUUGGCAAGGAUAUGGAGUUUACUAUAUAUGAUGAUGAUGAUGUAGCACCAUUCCUAGAAGGUCUUGAGGAAAGGCCACAGAGAAAGACUGCUCAACCUGCUGAAGAAACAGCAGAAAAGCCUGAGGAACCAAUGGAGCACUAAAUACUGCGCACGAAAUAUGUGUUUAUUCCAGUUGCAGCAAUGCUGGAAUCUUCAUUUGUAUUCUGGCAACUUAACUCUGAGAUAAAUGCGUAUUGUAGUGACAUGUUAUAGUGAGUCAGUCUUCAAAAUGCAUUGCCAAAAAUCUUGAUACUGGCAGUGGAGAAUUAAUAAACUGACCAUUUCUCUUGAAAAUAAAAGAUGUCAUUUUCUUAAAGUAUGGAAUACUGUUUUAUAUGAAAAAGUUGCUUUAUGUCAUAAAGGCAUCUGUGAAUAAAUAUUUCUUUCUUGGAA